This is a messenger RNA of Tripterygium wilfordii, 1129 nucleotides long. RefSeq names its product NADH dehydrogenase [ubiquinone] flavoprotein 2, mitochondrial-like. Gene Ontology annotation, molecular function: NADH dehydrogenase activity. NCBI's taxonomy places the organism in Eukaryota, Viridiplantae, Streptophyta, Magnoliopsida, Celastrales, Celastraceae. The transcript has 10 exons. The record is from RefSeq and is a predicted model, not a curated record. Gene Ontology annotation, biological process: mitochondrial electron transport, NADH to ubiquinone. Bases 101 to 865 code for a protein of 254 amino acids.
ACUAACCGCUGGAAUCCCCGGUCUCUGCUUAAGUUCUGCGCUUGGACCAACGGCCGAGUCAGUGUCUCUCUAAAUCCUUUUGAGUUCGGUGUCGUCGAAAAUGCUGGCUCGUUUGGCGACCAAGCGUCUCGUCGAGAUCCGUCAAGUUUUCCGUCAACCUUACCAGUCAUCUCGCGCCUUCUCGACCGCCUUGAAUUACCACAUUGAUUCGCCAGAUAAUAAUCCGGAGCUUCCAUGGGAAUUCACUGACUCCAACAGAGAGAAGGUUAAGGAGAUAUUGUCUCACUACCCAUCCAAUUACAAGCAAUCUGCAGUAAUUCCUCUUCUAGAUCUUGCACAGCAACAGCAUGGAGGUUGGCUCCCUGUUUCAGCAAUGAAUGCGGUGGCUAAAGUCAUCGAGGUUGCUCCUAUCCGUGUAUUUGAGGUUGCGACAUUUUAUUCCAUGUUCAACCGGACAAAGGUGGGCAAAUACCACCUAUUGGUUUGUGGCACAACACCUUGUAUGAUACGUGGUUCACGAGAAAUUGAGGAUGCAUUGCUGAAGCACUUGGGAGUGAAGCGCAAUGAAGUAACAAAGGAUGGCUUGUUCUCAGUUGGAGAGAUGGAAUGCAUGGGAUGCUGCGUGAAUGCUCCCAUGAUUACUGUCGCAGACUACUCCAACGGAUCUGCAGGAUAUACUUAUAAUUAUUAUGAAGACAUCACUCCAAAACAAGUAGUUGAGAUAGUCGAAAUGUUGAGAAAGGGAGAGAAGCUACCGCCCGGCACUCAAAACCCAAAUCGGAUUAGGUGUGGACCUGAAGGGGGUAAUACCACUCUACUAAGUGAGCCAAAACCUCCUCCAUGCCGAGAUCUUGAUGCCUGCUGAAGUUGAGAUAUAUACGUUGUCAUGAAUAAUGUGACACUUAGAUGUUAUCGGGCUUCACUGCAUUGCAAUCUCAAGUUGGUUUUAUUUAUCAGACGUUUGUGUUUCUCCGACCAGUGUGAUUUCUGGUGGAUAUUCAUUUCCCUACAAGUUACCACCCAUCUUAAUUGAAGAUGGGUGUCCGUGAUAAUCCUCUGUAGCUGGUAUGCCUUCAUUGAUUAGACAAAUAAAUUGCCUUGCCUUUGCAGAUCAAAAUUGAAAUGGCAA